Juglans regia (Persian walnut) is the source of this 1067-nucleotide messenger RNA. RefSeq lists its product as uncharacterized. Bases 131 to 433 code for a protein of 100 amino acids. The transcript has 2 exons. The record is from RefSeq and is a predicted model, not a curated record. Lineage: Eukaryota; Viridiplantae; Streptophyta; Magnoliopsida; Fagales; Juglandaceae.
UCAUUUGUUGUUCGCAAAUGAUACAUUGAUCUUUUGUGAGGCAGACCAAAAUUAGGUUCGGGCACUGAAGGCCCUCCUAUUCUGUUUUGAAGCAGCGUCCGGUUUGAAAGUGAAUUUUGACAAAUCAGAAAUGGUGCCAGUUGGAAGUGUUAACAACAUAAAGCAGUUGGCUAACACGUUGGGAUGUAAGGUUGCCUCUCUCCCCAUGGAAUACCUUGGCCUCCCGUUGGGGGCUGCCUCAAGAGCUAUUUCAAUAUCGGACACAAUGAUUGAGAAGAUAGAGCGAAGAUUGGCAGGCUGGAAAAGACUGUAUCUGUUGCCGAAAGGUGGCAGAAUUACCUUAAUUAAGAUGGCUGAUCUCAUGGAGAUAUCGGGGGAACAAGUCCAAUGGAACAUUAAUUUCAGUAGGGUGGCCCAAGAUGGCAGUGGGUAGCUUUGAGGAUUUUUUCAGCCUACUGUAUUCCAUAAAACCGAGCAACCAACGAGCUGAUGUGUUGUGGUUGAUACCUGCAGGUAAAGGCAAAUUCUCGGUUCACUAUUUCUAUAAGUCUCUCACACACUCGCCGAAUAAUUAGUUUCCAUGGAGAAGGAUUUGGUGACAUAAAGGCCCCUCUUAAAGCGGCAUUUUUCAUAUGGACAACUUCCCUGGGUAAGAUCCUGACAACAUUUAACUUGAGAAAACGCAAGAUGACUAUAGUGGAUAGGUGCUACAUAUGUAAGAAAGCCAGGGAGAUGGUGGAUCAUCUAUUACUACACUGUGAGACUGCUAGAGUGUUAUAGAAUGAAGUGUUUAGCAGAUUAGAGGUAGCUUGGGUUAUGCCCGCUACAAUGGCUGCACUAUUGGCAAGUUGGACAAAUUUGAGAGGCAUUCAACAAAUCAAAGUUGUGGAAGAUGAUCCCGAUAUGUAUUUUGUGUAUCUAUGGCAGGACUGCAAUGAAAAGACGUUCAAAGACAAGGAGCGCACAAUAGAGGAAUUAAGAGCUUUGUUUACUAGAACUCUAUGUACAUGGGCCACAACUAUAGACUUUAAUGACCUCAACUUUCAUGUCUUUCUUGUCUCUAUUGC